This is a messenger RNA of Vicugna pacos (alpaca), 9422 nucleotides long. RefSeq names its product cancer antigen 1 (gene CAGE1). NCBI's taxonomy places the organism in Eukaryota, Metazoa, Chordata, Mammalia, Artiodactyla, Camelidae. The record is from RefSeq and is a predicted model, not a curated record.
CCCGUGGAAGGACGCGUAGGCUAGCCCACGGCUGCUGCACCUGAGGCUCACACCCGUAUAACCUCCCGGCUCUGCGAUCAGAGACUGCGAGGCCCCCGAGGCCGCGGCCGCGGGGCCGUCGGAGGUUCCCCAGGGCGUGGAGCCUGGCAGGCGCGGCUCCCCGCCGGGAUUGGCCGGCGCGGCCGGGCGGACGUCACACAGGGACGAUCCAGCGCGUCCGCCUCCCGAGUGCGAGUUGUUAGAAGCCAUCCCUGGAUAAGGUUGAAAAGCGUUCUCCCUCCCGCGGAAGCCGGUGCGCAGGGAGGAAGCCAGAAAUCCCUUAUUGUGGAUCCGAGAAACUAUGGACCCUGGAAAUCUCAACAUUGGAAAUUACUCACAGAAUGUGCUAAACCAGCCAGUUGACAUCAACAUCUCUUCCUUCAGACAGUUUGAACCCCUGUGCAAAUUUCAUCAGAGAGAAGCAUUUAAUAAUGAAAUGAUAACAUUUCAGAAUCUGACAGAAGGCUUACCUUAUGCCAAGGAGCCAGAAUUGCAAUGUCAUGUAUAUAAUGAUGCAAAAGACACCAAUAUACAGAAAGAUUCAUUUAAGGAAGAAAGUCCAGUGGAAAGUAGCACUUCCGCAGAUCAAGAUCAACUUGCUCUAGAGUGUGUCAGACAAUCUCCCAGAAGCCCGUCUCUAAUCCACUGCACUGGAGGGACACUGAAAUUCAUGGAAGUGUCACUGGCUAAUAGCACUGCCAUGGAAACUGCCUUCAACCCUAGUCAGCCUCAGAACUUCUUGUGUAAGGAAAAUGUGCAUGGAGAUGUUGAACAACUCGUUUAUAAAGAGAAUAGCUUUCACCUGCUUAAUCAGAGAGCUAAUUAUAAAGCAGAGGAGAUUGCAGGUUCUUCCAAAGGAAUACAGAAUUCUGCAGAUAUUCCUGAGAUGUCAGUCAAGCACCAAAAGGAAGUCGCAGUGGAGGGCAGAGAGAGUUCAGAGAUUGUCUCAUGUUGGUCUCCGAUAGGCAUUUCUUGGAGUGGUGGGGCAUCUCGGGAGGGCUGCAUGACACCCAACACAGAGCAAAGCUUGGAAAGCCCAUGGCCUCUGGAAGAGGACAUGGCUUUAAAUGAAGUCCUGAGGAAAUUAAAACAUACUAACAGAGAACAGCAGACUCUGAUCCAAGACCUGCAGCGUAGUAACAUGUAUUUAGAGAAGAAGGUUGAAGAACUGCAGAUGAAGACUACUAAACAGCAGGUGUCCGUGGACAUCAUGAAUAAGCUAAAGGAGAAUGUCGAGGAAUUAAUUGAAGACAAAUACAGAGUGAUGCUAGAGAAGAAUGAUACGGAGAAGACACUGCGGAAUGUGCAUGAGGUUUUAGUUGACACGCAACAAUGUCUUCAGGAGUCCAGGAAUGAAAAGGAAACCUUACAGCAAGAGCUUAAGAAGAUCAAGAGCAAUUAUGUCAGUCUACAGGAAAGGUACACGACUGAAAUGCAACAGAAGAAGCAAGCUGCAAGUCAGUGCUUAAUGAUGGACAGAGCCUUGAGCAAGAAAGAAGAAGAGGUCGAGAGGCUGCAGCAACUCAAAGAAGAGUUGGAAGAGGCCACCGCUUCCGCUCUGGGCUUGUUGAAAAGGGAGCAGGAGACGCGAGAACAAGAGCUCCUGUCUCUACAGGAGGAGUUCCAGAAGCGUGAAAAGGAAAACCUGGACGAGAGACGGAAGCUGAAAUCUAGGCUUGAGAAACUGGUCGCUCAAGUUCAAAAUCUGCAGUUCACUUCUGAGAAUGAAAAGGCCAAGAAUACAAAACUUCAGCAGCAGAUCGACGAAGUGAGAAAUGAGAACGCGAAACUUCAGCAGCAGGUUGCAAGGAGCGAGGAGCAAAAUUACGUCCCUAAAUCUGAGACAGUGCAGCUAAAGGAGCGCUUAGAGGAAGUGAUGGAGUCAGACAUGGGGAAGGAUGCAAAGAUGAUACAUUCUGAUUUGUUCCUGACUCACUCACCUUGUGAAGGAGAGAACCUGAAUCCUCCAGAUAUGAAAAGAAUGUCUCCACUGACCUCCAAAAUUCACAGUCUUCUGGCUCUGAUGGUAGGACUUCUCACAUGCCAGGACAUCACCAGUCCCGAUGCUGAACAUUUCAAAGAGACUGAGAAAGUUAGUGAUAUAAUGCUACAAAAACUGAAGACUUUUCAUCUAAAAAAGAAUAAUUUAGAUAAAGAGCUACUGAAACAUAAAGACAGAAUCACAACUUUCAGAGAGUUAAUUGCCAAUGAAAAAUCAUUUCAAGAUCAGGUUACUGAGGUUACAGACUUUGAUUCAAAUGAAACCAAGAAUGUCAGAGACAUACCUGUCCUACUGGGAGCCAAACUGGAUCAGUACCACAACCUAAACGAAGAGCUUGAUUUCUUGAUAGCAAAAUUGGGACAUCUUCUAGAGUCGAAAAAAGACCACUGCAACAGACUCAUUGAAGAAAAUGACAAGUAUCAAAGACAUUUAGGCAGCUUAAUAAAUAAGGUUACAUCAUAUGAAGAAAUUAUCGAAUGUGCUGACCAAAGGCUCGUGAUAUCCCACUCCCAGAUUGCGCGUUUAGAAGAGAGAAAUAAACAUUUGGAAGACUUAAUUAGAAGGCCCAGAGAAAAAGCCAGAAGACCAAGACGAAGAAGUCAUCAGAAGUCCAUGACCGUGGUGCACAGGAGAGGGAAGCUCUGCUCACUCACAGCGUGGAGGUCCGAGGUACCUGUGAACCACAAGUAAAAUGUAAAACCGACGUUGCUCAUAUGGAAGGAGGUGCAGAUGAUCAGGAACAGUGGUACGUGCCGUGCUCAGAAGUGUGAACUUACCCUUAUGAGAAGCAAGCUCUGAAGGAUUUUAAGCAGAGGAGUGAGUGGUCAGUUACGUGUUUUGAAAGAUCCUCCUAAUAGUGCCGUAAAGGAUAGGGUGAUGGUGAAUGAUGCCAGAAUCAGAGGCACCGGAUGAGAUGCUCCUCCAGUGCUCCACGCUAGAAAAACCUAUCCCGGAACUGAAGUAGUGCCGGUGGAAAUAAAGAGGAAGACACGAAUGCAAAGUGAUUUAAAAGGCGAAAUGAAAAGGAUUUGGUGAUUCGCUAUGGUAGUGAAGGGGGAGGAGUCUAGGGAGCCUGGCUGGGGUCGGGGUUGUGGUAGUCUUCACAGAGGUGGGGAAAACGGGAGGGGAAGGUGGGGUGAGCGCAAGGUUGCCGUGAAACAUCCGGGGACGUAUUCAAUAAGCAGUUAAAGACGGGCUGAGAAGGAUCCCGUGGUCAGGGGGGACUGAAGACGACGGGCGAGGAGGGGAGCAGGGAUCACUGAUGAACAGUGGUCUCCGAGGCGGAAGGAGGGGCACAGCCCUGGUCAGGGCAGCUCCGAGCUGUGCCGUGGGGCGUGGAGGAGGCUGGAGGGAGGCCGAGGUCGGAAGUAGCUGCAGCCUCUGCCCUCACAGAGCGGAGCUCUCGCCACAGGGCAGGACGGCGAGGUGCAGUUUCCUCUCCUCCUCACCGCUUCUGUAUUUUCAUCCACUCUCUUCUUCUCCCCCGUGUUCCUUGUUUCCUUAAUUCUGACCCAUUGCAUCUUCUUGAGGACUUGCUCCGUCAAUCAUUUUCACUCUCACACCUUUAGUUUAUAACUCUUCAUGGAAUUCUUACCCUCGCCUUUAAAAAUAUCCUUCCUGCAGCCCUCUUUUCCUCUAAAGCUAUCACAUCUUAUCUUAAUCAAGUAGGCUGUCUGGACUCAUAGUGUUUCUGAUAAGUUUUUUUCCAUAUAGCCAGUCUCACUAGGCUGCCCUCUUUUUUAAAGGCUGUGUGAUAUUUCAUUGUAUAUAUCUGAAAUAAUGCAUUGAAUUACAUUUUAUGGGCAGGGACUCCAGUUCUUACUCUGUAGUCCAGAACUCACUGCCUUACAUGCUCGGGCCGCAAAUUACGAGUGUGCCUUUGCCCACACUGUUUCCGUGUCCUAGAACUAACUGAACUCCCUUCUUCACCUCCACCACCCGGUUCCUCCUGGUUAAAAUGUGUAUCUCUCAAGGCCUAAUUGAAAUGUCACCCUCAUCCUUAUUUGAAGGUAAUAACCCAUCUCCUCUACUCUGUGACUUUCUAAUGACUCUUAGCACAUCCCUUCCUAAAUUAUAGCUCCUGGGAGACCAUCAGCCACAGCAAAAAGAGCACACAACCUGGAAUUGUAAGAUUUAGGUUCAAGACUCCUCCAUACUAGCUGUUGUGAGAACUGAGUUAAUUGCCACAGCAUUUUAAGAAUUAGAGGACUGUGUUAAUAUCAGUGUCAGAAUGUAAAUAUUCCAUACAUCGUGUCUGUGGUUAAAAGAUUAUAACAUUUGACUGUAUAAAUAUAACUCUUGGUACAAGUGAGUGAGAGGUAAGCUGUGAAACUGGGUAAGGAUCUUCCUGUAUUUAGCAAGACCAGGCCUGCAAGAGAACAAUUAGAAUGUGUUUUUAAGAAAUUCUAGUGGGGAGGGAAAUAGCUCAGUGGUGGAGCACAUGCUUAGCAUGCAUGCAUGAGGUCCUGAGCUCAAUCUCCAGUACUUCUGUUUAAAAAAUUAAUUUUUAAAAAUUCUAGUGAACAGCACAUAGUGAAAAUCCAACAGUUUGGCAGCACGGCUGGCGACUCUUACAGGGCCAAGGCCAAAGACAACGUUGCAAGAAGGGGAUCUUCAAGUUUCCACAGCACAGCUGCUCUGCUGCUGCCUUGCGUCUCAGUUUGGGUUAGAGGAUUUGAACAUCCCUAAUCCAAGAGCUUUGGUGCUGGAAGAAGAGUGUUUAGGAAAAACUUAGUUUUUUUUCCUCCUGUGUUUCCCCUUUAUGCUCACUUUCCUACCACGUUCACAAAACCUCUAACACUAGUUGUGUGGUGGGUUUUCCCCCACCAAGUAAUUCUCUGCGACACCAGCUGGGGGUCCCACAAUUUAACUCAGUGUGGACACAUCUACCUGCAAGUAGCAUCAGAUCCCACAGGUUAAGGGCUCAGUCCCCCAAGACUGCUCCCACCCCACUUCAGAUGCCAACCCAAGUCCAAGUUGGCACCUCUUGGUGCCAGCACAGAUCAGCUCUAAGUCAGGGGUUCCCAUGACCCCUUCCUCCAAUUCCAUUAAUAUGCUAGAGAGGCUCACAAAACUCAGGAAAACACUUAGUUUAACAGUUUAUUAAAGGAUACAGAUGAACAUCUGUAGCUCAAGAUGGAGAUACAUAAGCUGAGGUCUGGGAGGGCCCUAAGCUUCUGUCCCCAUGGAGCUGGGGUACAUCACCCUUCCAGGACUUGGAUGUGUUCAGCAACCUGGAAGCUCCCUGAAUCCUGUACUUUUGGGAUUUCUACAGAGGCUUCCUCCUGCUGGCAUGAUUAAUUAUUAACUUCACUUCCAGCCUCUCUCCCCUGUCUGGAGAAUGGAGGGUGGGGCUGAAAAUCCUCAGCUUCUGAUCAUGGUUUCUGGUGACCAGCUCCUAUCCACGAGCCCACCCAGAGGUUCCCCACCCACCACCCACCGUUAGAGCAAAAGAGACCCCUAGGGUUCUCAUCUCUUGGGAAUUUACAAGGGUUUCAGGAGUUUUGUGCUAGAGACCAGGGUUGGGAGACAGAUAAAAAUGUACAUUUUUUUCUGUUAUCUCAAAUAGGUCUAAAAACUACAGUACACAAGUACAUGAGGAAUUACUACAACUAAUAAUUAGACCUUUUAAACAUACGCUUCCCUAUAUUGAAGGAUGAUUUACAUACUAUAAUAUUCACCUAUUGCAAGUGUACAACUCAAUGAUUUUUAGUAAAUUUAUAAAGUCAUGCAGUUAUCAUCCAACCUAGGUUUAGAAUAUUUCCAUCACCCUCCCCCACAGUGUUUCCUCUCACCUGUUUGCAGUCAGUCACUACUUCCCCCACCCCCGCCCCCUCCUGGGUUCUGGUCUGUCUUGUUUUCAGGGAACAUGCAAGAGGAGGGUCAGUAGGACAAACCGUGAUCAGCCGCUGCAUCUGAGCAGGAGGUGCUGUGGCUAGUAUUUGGUUACGUUUCAGGAUUUCCCCAUCAUCUGCUAUCCCAUUUUUGCAGGGGCCAGCUGGCAAAUUCAAUUGGAAUUUGACAGAGACCACCACCCCUCGGAGAGCAGUGCACAUCUCUGCCAUUCCCCUGGGAUGUGGUUAUGUUUUAAAUUUACUGCCUUGGCUGGGGAGGGGAGUGGUGGUGGCACUUUCAGAGGCUUCCACUUGGCCUUUCAUCCUCUUAAUGCUCUUACUAGGAGCAAAGGUGAGGGUUCUUUCAGCCACCAAGUGUGUCCAUUCCAUCUGUACUGUCAGGAACCAGGUAUGGGUGUGUCUGGUAAACUGAAGGACCCACUGCUAGUGGGACCUGGCAAGGACCCUGUUCAUCUGGCUUCUGUGUACUCCCACCCAAAAGGGGGCCAUGUUGGCACAUCGAGUCUUGGACAUAAUAGGAGUUCUGACCUUCUGCGCAACAGUCCUCCAGGGUCCAGAUGUUCCCCUUUCUGCAAUGCAGGAUUCCCGUGAGUAAACGCCCACAGGUCUCUCUGAGGAAGGAUGGGGCGCUCGCUACUGCACAGCCAUCGUGGUGUUUCAGGCUCCAUGUCAUGGCAGCCCAGCUCCUCCCCAGUUACUGGGUUCUAGGAUUGAGAACAGGAGAGGAGAGCAUGACUUUGUAUUGGGGUCACUAUUGUCAGCUUCCUGAUGUUUCUUGAUUUCUAAAUUGUACAAGUUAAGCAAUAAUUGGAACACCCACAUAUCUUAUGAACAUCGCCAUGGCUUUCGACACAGUACCCCUCCUGCCUGCUCCCCAUCACCCAUCUCCUGUUUUGACUUUGCAGCUUGUGGCGCUAGUUGCUCCCACCUUGUUUCUGAUGGUUAGUGGUGUCACCUCCAUUCUCACUGCUCUCAGCCCAGUUCUGUAACGGUCUAUAGGGGACCGCUGGUCCUCUCAGCGAGGCUGGAGCCUUUCUCACUGGUGCGUUUCCUAUCACUCUGGUAUGUGGAGGUCCCCCAACCCUCUCACAGAAUGUAGGCUGGUGAGGUUUCCAGUCCUCCAUGGCAUAUCCAUUCUAACAGGCCUACACGUCGGGCCAGGUGGAGGAGAAGGCAGCGGGGUGGGGUGGAGGAAACCAGGCUAGGAUGGUGGCCCUUGAGCCUUGAGAAACAGGUGUUAUAGAAGGGGGUUGAGGGAGGCUCAGAUGAAGACUUAAUUGAGAUGGAGGUGUGUUAGUGCAGCGGGGGUGGGGGAAUAAAAGCCCAGGGGAACAGGCGGAGGAGAAACUUGAGAGGUGAGUGGUGAUGUUUUACUGUGUCCGAGGCAGAGAAACGAGGCUGUUGCUGAGGGGGACAGGGGCCACGAGAGAAUUUUGGUUUUUAAGAUGGGCACUAUUAUAGUAUAUUCGUAUGUGGACGGAAGCCAUGAAUUGGAGAGGUUGAAAUUUGUGAUACGGUAGAGAAGAGGGGGCUGUUUUCAGAAUCAGAUGGUGUGAGCAGAAGAUGAGACCAAACCAAAAAUGGUGGGCGACCUUUGAUGGGCCCGUAAACAUUUUUUUGUUGGAACAGAGAGGAGGGCAGAGAGGGCACAGACGGGGGAAAGUGGUGGGUUCUGGUGCUGAGUCAUCAGGUGGUUGUAACUUUGUUCUUUUUCAGGAAAUACGAGCUGGGCAGAGGUCCCGACGGGGGAUGAGAUCUUAUUUUCUGUUUCUUCCCCCCCCCAAUAACUCAUUCAUUACACAAGGAUCACAGAAGAAUUUUUUUCUUUCAGAAGUGAAGUAUGGUACAAAAAUACCUAACUCACUGUUUUUAGCCCUUGUUAGGUGAAAACACGUCUUUGCUUGCAUAUAAUCAAUAUAACUUUUUUUUGCUUGAUAGUUUUUCAUCUUGUACUAGGUCUACAAUUGAAUUUAGGCUGCAAAUUUAUGGAGGAAAGAUAUCACUUGUAACAAUACAACAAAUUCAACAAACGUUUUUUGAAUUAUCACUGGUGUCAGGCGCUGUGCUGUAACACUGACUAAAGUCACCAAGAUCCCUGGCCUCAAGAUGAGACAGACAGGGGCUGUAAUAAACUACAGAUUGUGUCAGAAGAUUCAAAAUGCUAUGAAAAAAAGAGGGAAGUAGAAAUCUCGCGUGCAAGGGAGUGUCUGGGGGGCUGUAAUUUUAAACUGGGAGUGAGGGUGAGCCUCACUGAGCGGGUGACAGCUGAGCAAAGGUUUAAGGACAUGAGGAAGUUCCUUAGCUACCUGGUUACCUGGGGGGGAUAAUACAUCGAAACAGAAACUGGGGCUUAAUAGACCUAUUUGUUAAUGAUCCUGAGCAUCCACAGCAUAUUCUGUUGUGGGGGGCAGUAGCAAAUUAAACAAAAGGACAUGUUUCUCAAAAAACCUGUCAGGCAUCAGGAACCCAGAGCAGGUCUGAUUUGAAACUCACGAAAAGGACAGUGCCUCAAAGUUGGGGAGGGAGAUUCUUCCUCUGCCAGUAGAGAACUCAGCAAGAUUCAGCCACAUCAAAGUGGUGUCGGCAGUCCUGAUGGCUUUGGCACAGCAUGGUGGCUUUGGUAGCCGUGUGCAGGUGGGAGGCCUCAGCAAAGUGGAGGGCUGCUUCCUUAGGGAGUGCCUCCACUUCUCCCAGGUGCCUUAGCUGCCUCAGCGGUGGUGGCACUGGUGGCACUGGUGGAGCAGAGCCGAGCUGGUCGAGACCAGCACUGUCAGGCAGUGACAUAAGCAGACAGAAUUAGACGGUGCCAGCAGCAAUCGCAAGCUGCCUUUCCAGGAGCUCCAGGGCAAGGAGGCCUUGAGCAGAGCCAGCGCAGGAGGAGAGCAGCAGGUGUCCUAGGCCAGGGGAACACAGAGUCUGGAGUCAGACUGCCAGGUUCAAACCCUGCACCUGCCAUUGAGUAGCUUUUAAGCUUGGGUAAGUUACCACACUUGGUUUUCUUUUCAGUAAAUAAUAUCCAACAUUAAAGGAUUUUCAGAGAUUAAGUGACAGAGGUUGGCAAUAGUAAGCACACAAGUGUUAGCUUAUUUGUUUCAUCAUCCACAUGACAUCUCACGCUGGUCCAGUCCAACGGUCACUGGAAUUCACGUUGUAAUUGCAUGACACACUAGAUUAUUGGUAGUGACCCAAAGUCCAACUAGAUGAAAAGGAAACUGAAGGAAACAGUCCAGCCAUUGCGGCCCCCACUAUGUAUUUCCAAAAAGCUUACUCUAUUCCAGCCACUGUUCUAGGUGACUUAUAAUUCUGAAAUUGUCAGAUCAGAAUUUAAAAACUGUCCCUAUUUAACUGUGCGUGAGGGUGUCUGCAGAGAGAGGACCGGAUUUUCCACUGUGUACUUUUUAAUGCUUCUUGUUAAAAAAAAAUUAUGUAUUCCAGUUUUUUACAUUGAAAUAUAGUUGGUUUACAAUUUUGUAUUCGAUUCUGGCAUACAGCAAAGUAAUUCAGUUAUACAUACAUAUACUCUUUUU